AUGUCGAUCAACAACUCAAAUAAACGAACAGGCCUAAUCGCACAAACGUAUUGGGGACAGGACCCGAGGCAGAACAUUCCGCCAACACUGAAGCUGCGCGCACUUCCCACUCCUUUUGCCGUCCAAAGCGUGCCCUCAUCCUUGACCAAAACAGUCCAAGUAGACGGGGAGAAUGCCUUUCCAUGCCGCCGCUGUCUACAGGACGGAAAGAUGGGAGAUUUCAUGCUCCUUGCGCCUUACGAUCCGUGGCUAGGCGACAGCCCGUACAGACAGCCGGGACCUAUUUUCGUGCAUUCAACACCGCAAUGCGCGCCGUACAAGCCGGAUGGUCUGCUUCCCCAACAACUCCGCCGGCGGCUCAUUUCUGUCCGAUGCUUUGACUCGGCUCAUUGCUUAGUGAGUGCGGAUGUGGUACAGGGGGAUGAACUGAUGCGCGUCUCUGCCAAAAUGAUGGAAAAUGAAAAGGCCGAGUAUAUCCACCUUCACUACGCGCGGCCAGGAUGCUUUGCCGUUCGUAUCGACCGUGCCUAA
This is a messenger RNA of Metarhizium robertsii ARSEF 23, 531 nucleotides long. RefSeq lists its product as uncharacterized. The transcript has 2 exons. Bases 1 to 531 code for a protein of 176 amino acids. The record is from RefSeq and is a predicted model, not a curated record. Lineage: Eukaryota; Fungi; Ascomycota; Sordariomycetes; Hypocreales; Clavicipitaceae.